AUGCAUUCACCAGGAUAUAGUUUUUUAAUUUUACACAGUUGUCUUCUAGUCAUUGAUAGCUUUGUAAAUUCCAGUGAACACAUAUCCUCCACCUUAGCAAUUCCAUCAAUGAUGUUGUCAUCAAGUCGAGAGACAGAAAGUGAAGAAAUGAAUGAAUUUAUUAAAAAUUAUACAACUGUACACAAUGAUGAUAGGAUAACUAUUGAACAUCUUAUAUCACAGUUUAUUGAUCUACACCAGUUGAAUGCAUUAGACAGAGAACAAAGCUCUAAUGAUGACAAUAACAGAAAUACUAACAAUGUUAUAUCAUUAGUGAAUCGUGGAUUAUUAUGUCGAAAAUUAUUAACUGAAUCGUUAAAAAAUGAUUCAAGUAAAGAAGAAAGCUUUUUUAAACUGUUGAACAUUGAACAUAGCCAGCUGAAUGAUUCAACAAUGAAACAAAAUAAGACAACAACAAUGCUGAUUAAUCAUUUAUGCUUUCUUGAGAGUAGUCAAUACUUUGGACAAUAUUAUUUUACUCAAUGGUCUAAUUCUACAGAAAGAUAUUUAUUGAAAACUAUUCUAAAGGAUACCUUGAUUCCAUUGAUAAAUUUUUUAAAUAUUCUAACAAUGAUUUGUUUAAAUUGUCCAGUUUAUAGUAUACUUAGUCGUAAGAAUAAACAAAUCUCUGUGUGGUUUUUAUUAGCGGCCUAUUCAAUUUUAAAGACGCUGCAUAUAUUUAUAUCAGAUUUACCUAAAUUAAUAGUCAAUUUAUUAAUACUGUAUAGUAAGUAUAUGACAGAGCAGACAGACUUAAACAGAGAUACUACUAGUACGCAAAAGAAUGUAGGCAGUGGCAAUGUGAGCAGUUAUCAAACAGCCAGUAUUGCUACUGUUAGCGGUAAACUGAAAAAUUUCAUGGAUUACAAAAUUUAG
Messenger RNA from Trichobilharzia regenti, 915 nucleotides. Lineage: Eukaryota; Metazoa; Platyhelminthes; Trematoda; Strigeidida; Schistosomatidae. The record is from the annotation of a GenBank genome assembly.